CCCGGAGCGGUGGCUGUGCGCAGGCGCGGUGCGCGAUGGCGGUGAGAUGGCGGCUGCUGGCGGCGCUUGUCUGGUGCCGGGGUCUGUGGGCGGCUGCAGACGGCAGCGGUGCAGAUUGGCAAAAAUUCAAGGACAAGAUAGCGGCUGCGUUGGAAUCGUACCAGCCCUGUAGCACACAUAACUGCAGCUGUCACCAACGUGUGCUUGAGGAAGAUCUUUUACCCUUCCGACAAGGAAUCUCUGAAGACAUGAUGGCAGAGAUCCUUGGGCAAGAAGUGGGGACGCAUUACCAGAUAAUUAAGGGCCAACUCUAUCGUCAAGACAGCUGCAUGUUUCCUGCCAGGUGCAGUGGGGUAGAGCAUUUUAUACUGGAAAUAAUCAGUGAUCUCCCUGACAUGGAAUUUGUCCUCAAUGUCCGAGAUUACCCACAGGCUCCUAAAUGGAUGAAACCCGUCAGGCCUGUUUUAUCUUUCAGCAAGACAUCAGAGUACAAUGACAUCAUGUACCCUGCAUGGACCUUCUGGGAGGGAGGCCCCGCAGUUUGGCCAAUUUACCCCACUGGGCUUGGACGCUGGGACUUGAUGACGAAGGAUAUGAAAACAUCAGCUGAAGAAUGGCCAUGGGAGAAGAAAGUCUCAAAAGGUUUCUUUAGAGGAUCAAGGACAAGUUCAGAACGAGAUCCUCUUAUUCUGCUCUCUCGGGAGGAUCCAUUGCUUGUCGAUGCAGAAUACACUAAAAACCAAGCCUGGAAGUCUGAGAAGGACACAUUGGGAAACCCCCCUGCUAAAGAAAUUCCAUUGGUGGAGCAUUGCAAAUACAAAUAUCUGUUUAACUUCCGAGGAGUUGCAGCCAGUUUCCGAUUCAAGCACCUGUUUCUGUGCGGAUCCCUGGUUUUCCACGUUGGGAAUGAAUGGCUGGAGUUCUUUUACCCACAGUUGAAGCCAUGGAUGCAUUACAUUCCUGUCAACCGGGACCUCUCUGACGUACGGAACUUGUUGCAGUUCGUUAAGGAAAAUGACCAGUUUGCUCGAGAGAUUGCAGAGAGGGGCCACAGAUUCAUCCAGGAUCACUUGCGGAUGGUUGAUGUUUCCUGCUACUGGAAGCGCCUCCUACUGGAAUAUUCCAAACUGCUACAGUACAAACCAAGGAGACACAAGGGCUACACCCAGAUCCUCAGCAAUAACAGGCACAAUGAGCUGUAGCCAUGCAAACUCUGGCUCGCUCUCAAUGACAUGUCACACAUUCCCAGCUGCUGCCUGAGCUCAGUAGCGCUCUUCUAGGUUUUCCAAAAGGAUAUAGGUUUUAAUUUUUUUAGAAUAUGGCCCAAUAGGACUACCUAAGAUGGAUCAUCUUCCUUGACACAGGCAAGUUGGGCCGAAGGGCCUGUUUUCGUGCUGUGUGAUGCCAUGGUUUGACUGGUGCGUAUAACAUUCACAGUGAUGUUGAAUCUCGCAGCCAUGCAGAGCCCAGCUCCUCAGUUUGAUUGUCCCUUCAUCUGACGUAGUUUCAAGGGAAAUCCUGUCGCUGUGAGAUUGAUUACCAGCUCUGACGAAACGUGUUUCCUGCCGACUGAAAUGCUUCACCACAGCCAUUAUUCUCCUGGUAGAAUGAUUGGCAGAAACACUCGUAUAAAACCAGAGGCAACUAAUAUAGAAACAUAGAAAAUAGGUGCAGGAGUAGGCCAUUCGGCCCUUCGAACCUGCACCGCCAUUCAAUAUGAUCAUGACUGAUCAUCCAACUCAGUAUCCUGUACUAGCCUUCUCUCCAUACCCCCUGAUCCCUUUAGCCACAAGGGCCACAUCUAACUCCCUCUUAAAUAUAACCAAUGAACUGGCCAUAACUACUUUCUGUGGCAGAGAAUUCCACAGAUUCACCAAUCAAGGUCUUCUGUGCAUUAUUGUUCUUUGCUCUGGUUUUUAGAGUGAAUUUCCCUGCUGGUACCAAGGUGUUGCUCUCGAUAGCGAAUAGACGCCUCUCCGAACCUGCAUCCCUGACCUUUGUCCUAUUCCUGACCAGGUGCCUGGAUGAUUCUUCCCUUGGAUUCCCCUCGAUCGUUUUGCUUGUUCCUCCAGCCACAUGUACCAAGCCAGUUGGACUUUGCCAACCCCGUCACAGGUAUCCCCACCUCCCUAAGGGCCAGUGGCAAGCACGAUGUUAAAAAUAAUUUUCAAUUGUGAAACUGAAACAUUUGUGAUGCAGCCUUCAUCCACCAAACACCAUGGCCACGAGAGAAAGACAAAAUGAUGAGGUUCACUAGUCUAAUAAAUGUUUUUUUCUAGA
Amblyraja radiata (thorny skate) is the source of this 2280-nucleotide messenger RNA. RefSeq names its product protein O-glucosyltransferase 1 (gene poglut1). Gene Ontology annotation, cellular component: endomembrane system. Gene Ontology annotation, molecular function: UDP-glucosyltransferase activity; UDP-xylosyltransferase activity. The record is from RefSeq and is a predicted model, not a curated record. Gene Ontology annotation, biological process: positive regulation of Notch signaling pathway; protein O-linked glycosylation. The transcript is spliced from 11 exons. Lineage: Eukaryota; Metazoa; Chordata; Chondrichthyes; Rajiformes; Rajidae. Bases 36 to 1202 code for a protein of 388 amino acids.